This is a messenger RNA of Eleginops maclovinus (Patagonian blennie), 6071 nucleotides long. It is a transcript of the gene cbarpb, whose product is annotated as CACN subunit beta associated regulatory protein b. The record is from RefSeq and is a predicted model, not a curated record. Bases 369 to 3023 code for a protein of 884 amino acids. Gene Ontology annotation, cellular component: secretory granule; plasma membrane. The transcript has 11 exons. Gene Ontology annotation, biological process: negative regulation of voltage-gated calcium channel activity; negative regulation of calcium ion-dependent exocytosis. Gene Ontology annotation, molecular function: transmembrane transporter binding. NCBI's taxonomy places the organism in Eukaryota, Metazoa, Chordata, Actinopteri, Perciformes, Eleginopidae.
CUCUGACUGGGUGGUGGGCGUGUCUUAAGCAGUGGGGUUUCAUUCAUAAAUACUUUUAGCUUUAAAAUCCACAUUAAAGUGUUCACAGAAGAGUUCUGCGUUAUUGGCUUUGCCCCUCCACCCCCUGUAUGGACCCGGUCGGUUGUUCAGCCAUGAAGCACUGCCAUCCUGUUGCUCCAGGGCCGGUGGGCCAGCCCUGAGGGGGAUCACUGCUGCUCAGGCUCAGUCGUACUGCUUGGGCUGAGGUGACUGAGGAUGCAGCAAGGGAGCUGAGGAGGAGACUCCUGAGACACAGCCUGACACACACAUCCAGAGCUGCUGCUGCGCACAGCCCUCCAUCAGGGGGGAAUCUCUAGUUGGCCUGGACCAUGAGCAAUGAGUCUACCGUCUGGAACAUCCUACCAGAAAACUCCACACAGAUCCCAUUUGAGGCUGAGGAGCAGCAGGAUGGCUACGUGCUCCUCCUGGUGAUCCUGUCCAUCCUCCUGGUAGGAACGUUGAUCUUCAUCUCUGUCCUCCUCAUAACCUGCCGCAGAGGAGGCCAAUUCUGUGCCAGGGCCAGCGAUGACCCUGAGAAAACCAACACCACCUACGUGGAGGAGUCUCAGCCCACCCAUGAAAUCACCAUCAGGGUGGAUGAGUCCGAAUGCCUGUCAAUGGCCAGCUCUCACAACCAGGAGACCGAGCGCUUCCUCUCCACGGGAACAAUGGGUCGCCGUGUCUCCUUCAAUGAGGCUGCGCUUUUCGAUCAUGGCAAGAAAGCCCAGGAGAAGGGCCGCAGGUAUACUCUGACCGAGGGCGACUUCCACCAUCUGAAGAAUGCCCGGCUCACGCACCUCCACAUCCCUUCCCCAGCCCUCAAGAUAGUCACCAUCCACGAGUGCGAUUCGGCCGAGAACAGCAUCACCAUGACGACUCGCCCUGUUGCUAAGUCGGCACUUUCCAUCUUCCAGCCGAUGCUGUGCCCACUACCACAAACAGCGCUGACGAGCCUGAGUGUCAACCCUAGCUGUGCCCUCCCUGGAGAUGCUCUGAACUCUGUGUUGGACACCAGCUUCAGUGAGAACACUAUCGCUCUUGGCACCAAGGAGCUAAUAACCAGCUCUAUCGAGAUGAUGGGAGCGGGGCCCCGGGGCCGAGGCAGCAGUGUCAGUGUUGGAGAAGGGGCCUCGGUGAGGAGCAUGGGUUCCCCUUUUGCUGCAGGAGGCCAGGGUCCUGUGCUGCAGUUCUUCACUAAACUGCGGCGCCAUGCUAGUCUGGAGGGGGCCAGUCCCUACUUCAAGAUCAAGAAAUGGAAGCUGGACAGCAGCCAGAGGGCCUCGAGUCUGGACACCAGAGGCUCCCCGAAGAGGAGACAUUUCCAGCGUCAGCGAGCAGCCAGUGAGAGCAUGGACCAGGACGACAACGACGCACACCACAUAGACCUCAUCCAGUACAUCGCCCGCACCCAGGACCUCCCCUACUGCCCCAGCCACCCCACCACACGCCUCCUCUCUCCUCCUUCCACCCCACCCCCCUCCCUCGGCAGGGUAGAGGUGGAGGUGAUGGUGGAGGCUAGCUGCAGCCAUGGAGGACCAGGGGUGAUUGGCCUAUCCCCUGAUCCCCAGGACGAAGCACUGUCCCUAUUAAGAAGGGAUGGUGCAGACCCCAUGGACCCCCUAGAUCCCCAGGAACCCCAGUCCCUUUACAAAGACAUCUGGAGCCUUCGCGCAACACUGGAACAAUACGCCGCCUCCGACCACAGCAGCAACAACGACAGAAACUCCGUCUGCAGCGAUGUUGAGAGCGUGUGUUCGCUAGGCGGGCGCACAGAGACAGAGAGACGAGGGAUCCCCAGCUACCCGUCCCAGGAGUUAGGGGAUGAGGCAGAGGGUGGAGAGGACAUUUCAGUGUUCAUUGAUGAGAGGUUGGAGAUGAAGGAGGGAGGAAGGAGGAAACAGGAAAGCACUGAUUCAGAGCGAGGGAGCAGCGAUGGAGAAACAUCGACCCGUAAACUGCUGCAGAUGGACAGCGGCUACACGUCGAUCGAGGCUCCGUGUCGCUGUCCAGAAGAACUGCGACUGUUUGGGAGCGCCAGCAGCAGCCCUAAGGAUAGAACAGCCCACGAGAAAAGGCACCACUUUACCAGCGCAGGUCGAAGUGGCACUAUCGGUGAGAGCUUUGAGUCUCACAUCUUUGAGGAGGAACCCAAGGAUGAGAGCUUGUUGGGUGCCAGUGGAGGAGUUUCCAUAGAAACAGGUGCAAGUUCGCUUAGCUGGUUACCGUACGGUCAGAUGCUCACACCUCGAGAGGCUGCACAGCCUUCGCCUCAACCGCCAAUGCUGAUGCGGCGAGACUACAGCAUAGAUGAGAAGACGGACGCCCUCUUCCACGAGUUCCUCCGUCACGACCCUCAGUUUGACCAGCAGGAGUCGCCGCAGAGGAAGCACCGGUCACGGAUUCACCUCCGCAAGCAGUGGCAGCGGCACAAGCAGUGGAGCGACCCGGGUGUGAGAUACUUCCAGACCUCUUUUGAAAGACAGAGGACCCCGCUACGCAGGGGGGAAAGUGUGAACUACCCUCUGGACACAAGCUACCACAGCACACUCCCCCGCAUCGUCAGCGCUCCUGAUGAGGAGGCCAGCGACGGGACGGGCAGCACACCUGACACGCCAAAGGUUGAGCCUUUGACUGCUGAGAGCGGGGGGGAAAACAAGGAGCAGGGUGUCGUGGAAAGCCGCACCCCCUCUUGUCCACCACCUCGUUAUCCCUCUUUUUCAGAGAAAGAUGGAGGGCAGGUUGAGCAGCACAACCCUCAGGAGGACAGCAAACUCCAUCCCGAGCCCCCGGACGAGCUCUGGCUCCCUCAGGCGCCCGAUUCCUCAGGCCACGGCCCACAGACCAUCACGGCAGAGCUCAUGGACAAACUGACUGCUAACCUGGGCGAGAGGCUGUACACGGGCCUGCGCAGGACCAAGGACACAGCCACUGAAUGUGUGACGGUGACGGCCACACACGCUUCUCCGGACCACAGCCCAGUGUAGCAGGGCUCCAGUCCUCCUCCUCGUCAAUCCUGCUGAAACACCUUUUUCUCUCUGUUUUGAUUUGACUCAGUUAAUGUCAUUGUCAGCUUGAAUGGUGUGAUCCAGCCCCAUAAACACACAAUGGAAAUGUAUGUUUUAAAUCUUCCAUACAGCUGAUCUACUAGAAACACAGCAUGUCUGUCUUCAGAUCUGUCAUCAUUAAGUGUUCAAUGUUGCCCUUUUUCAUUCAUAAACAAUACAAACAGAGCUAACUUAUCAAAACAUCUCAGUUUUAGUAGUAAGUUGUGUUCAUCGUCUCUGUCUCUACUGCUGCCGUCUUGUCUCUGCUCUCCAGUAUUAAUGAGUGAAGCUGAGGGCCAACAUGGCCUCUGUACUUGUUGAUCCACUGUGAAACCAGGUGCUAUUAGAUGAGUAGAAACCUAGAGAUUUGGACGCAACAGCUAGUCCAUGAUCAUGCAUAAGUAGUACGUUUAUCACUAUUCAUGAGCUGAAAAUGACUCCUAAAAACCAUUGAUGAUCAAUCAAGUCAUGUGAGAUGACCUAGUUGAUCACACUAGCUGUUUAGAUCAGUAGGUCCUAUCCAGUGGCGAUCAUAAGAGAAGUCUGAGAUAAUUAAGUAAUUUAUAUUUCUUUUUUACACUGAAUUAUAUUUAUUUUUAUAUUAUUUGGUUUUGUCCUGAGCAAUCAGCAGUUAAGGCCAUUUUUUAAAAAUUCAGUCUUGAAGCCAUGAUAGAUUUCUAGCUGCAUGAAACAUUGAUUUAUUAAAUAUAUUCAACAAGUUUUUGUCCAGCUUUGUCAAACUCUUCCAUGCUUGUGGCCGUGUUUUUUUAAAUUAGCUAGCUUUGUUGGAAGAUGACCUCCCCAUUUUUUAUCCCGCCUACAAAGCUCUGAUUGGUCGAUGGUUUCUCCCAUUGUUUGAAACAGUCCUUAAGUGAUUUUCUUUUGCCUUGAUGUCAGAACUAGACCUAGCUUGAUUUAAGGGGUAUCAAGCCUAAAAGGUUGGGAACCAUUGGUUUAGAAAGAUAAACAGAUACACAUAAUACAGUUAGCAAAGGCAAGGAAAGCUUACAUAAAGCAUCACGUUGUCUUCAUAAGUGUCUGACUUGUGUCUGACUUGUCCUGAUGUUCGGUGUUUUUGACUGAAAAUGCAUCCAAGCUAUGUGACAACUGUGUGUUGUCUUUUUUUAGUGUGUUGAAUAAGUUGUAAUAUAUAUUUUGGUACGUGCAUUGCUGAAAUGACAAUGAUAACUGAGAGUGGCAGGUCUGAAGUGGACAGGUUAGGACUUAACAGACAGCCACUUGCACUCGGGUAUGAUCUUCAUCGUCACAGAUAUGACAUAAAAUUUGAUUCUGACAUGAACAGUUACAUUACAGCUAUUAGACAAGAUGGCUGCCCUCACAGACAUUUGGUGUUUAUUUGUAAGAAAGGCAUGCUUUCUUGUGCAUGGGGCUCACAGAAUGGUCUUCAUUUGUCCACAUCUGACAUUCUUGUUUUCCCCUCCUCUCCCUCUUCUUCUCCUGAGAAAGUUGACAGUGAAGUAGAUGCCUCCCUCGGGGGCCGAGGACUUCACUUCCUGCCGGCUUAUAAAACCAGACCGAACAAAGAUGUUGUUUGUUGUUAGGUUCCCUUGGUUUGUUUUUGCUCUUAUUUGGCUUCCUCUGUGCGAUUAAAACAAACCAUUACUGCCAUUCAAAUGAAAUCCCAACAACAGAUUAUGUUCUGUGGGGAAAGAAUGAUGUGGAAAACCCACUUUUGCUCACAGAUCUCUGUUUUCACAUCCUCAGCAGUAGCAGCAGGUUGAUUCACGCUCAUAAAAUCUCCGUCUCAGAGGGGCUGUUGGGCUUUCCGUUUUCUCCCACGUGCAGGGAGGGGAGCCACUGCAGAAGAUGGUGUUGAAUACUAAUCAAAAUGAGAAGGAUUUCCGCCUUUCAUCCCCUGUCUCCCUUUCCUAGUUGUUUGAGGCUAUCACCAUGCAGUUAAUUGAAAUCAUUGCAUAGAAAAUCAGGGGAGAAAAACAUGAUCCGCCUCUCUUUGUCUGAGUGUGAUGAUGCUCCUUUCCAGCCUGCAUAGAAUAGAUCUAUCUUGGCAGCGUGACAGGAGUCUCCUCUUGUGGCUAAGUGCAGAUGCUGCGUUCCUCAUUAGGAGAGCAGUGACUGAGAUGAAAGGAAGUGAACUCAAAUAAGGAGUAGGCUCCCCUCCGACAACACAUUAUUUCACCACGAAGAACCACAAUGUGCUCAGGCACAAUUUUGUGCAAUCAAAAAUUGUUAUACCAGCGCUAAUCAGCGGAAAGGAAAUGAAAUCCCCCCCCCCUCAGAUAUAAUGGAGCUGAUGCAUCCCUGAUGAUAAUAAUUACUCAGCAGAUUCUGACAGGGCUAGAGAAAGUGGAAAACAGCUUAAUUUCCCACAGAUAUAAAACUAAAAUGUCUUCGAGCUGAGUCAGUACAGCAAACACAACAGUCUAAAGGAAUUUGCCAUACGGGUUGAUUUUCCGUACAUGUGUACAAAGAUCGCUGUGUAUACAAGCACAAUGUCACCAGAACUAGACUAAAUGGAUGUCCUUUAUUAGGUUAGACAGAUGCUGUGUAACUGGAGACACUGUGGUAAAUGGUGUUUGUGUACUAACCAGUAGCCUGUCAAUGCAUUGAUGCUGUGUGUAGGUCUGCAUGAGAGUUAACAUUUUAGUACAAAUCUUCAUGUUUUCUUAGACUUACGGUACGAGAUUUACCUUGACUUACCGCUCAUUUGGUAAAAGGCAGAAGCCGAAACAUUGGUAUGACCUAGAGAUUUUGUACUUUUGAGAGUCAUGCUAGAAUGCUGUAACUGAUGAGAUUUUGUAAGAUUUCUCUCUUGAAAGUAGAAGUAUUUCUGUAUUCCUUGCUUGUUAGUAAAUCGCUUAAUUUCUCAAAGAAAAAAAAGUUGAGCUUUCUUAACAACUUUGCUUUUGUUGAUCCAAAUGUAUUGAGCCUUGAGGGACCAAAUGAUUAAAAAAAAAAGUGUUAUUUUAGGAUUGUUUUCCAAUCUGUGAAUAAAUGAAUGAAGCAAAA